AUGGCGCUCAGCUUCCACCCGACAACCGCGGCAACGCUGUUGGGCCACCUCCCCGCCCCGGACGCAGCGGACAUGAGUUUCCUCCAGGACGUCCACCCCGAGGUCACCGACGCGCUGCUCGGCUUCGUCUACGACCCGCUCGACCCCGCCAACGCCGCCCUCGACGACUUCCUCAACCCCCUCCCUGACCACGACACCGAUGCCUUCCUCGGCCCCAUCGAGGACGACGGCGACGCGGAGGAAGAGCGACAUUGUGCCAAGAAGCCGCGCGCCGGCAGCGACGACGCGUGGUACGGCGUCGUGGACAGCAACCCCGGUCAGCAUUGGAAUGGCGGCGGCAACCAGCAGGUGCCGGAGGUCCUGACCGAGUUCGUCCUACCACUGUCACCACCGGCCCCGCCGCAGCCUCUGGCAUUCGUGCGCGGCGCCGACGCGAAGAAGACCAGUGGCAACGGGUGCCAGUCCGUGCAGAGCACCACGGCGAGGGAGCGCCGGAAGCGGAUCAGCGAGAAGACGGGCGAGCUCUCGCGGCUGAUCCCCGGUGGGCACAAGCUGAACACCGCUGAGAUGCUGCAGGAGGCCGCCCGCCACGUGAAGCUCCUCCAGGCCCAGGUCGGCAUGCUCGCCCUCAUGCACACCAUCGGCUCAACCGAGAAAGAAAAGAUGCCACUCCUGGCGGUGGCGCAAGGGCAAAUGCACGCGCUGCUCGGCUGCGGAAGCGUUCAGGAGCGUCUGGCCGCCGAGGGCAAGUGUCUGGUGCCGAGGAAGCUGGUGGACGCCGUGGCCAAAGACAACGCCGUCAAGUCCAACGCGCUGGUGAACAGAGACCUCGGCAGGUUCAUGGCGUCGCUGGAGCAGUAG
Messenger RNA from Phragmites australis (common reed), 861 nucleotides. RefSeq names its product transcription factor bHLH53-like. Gene Ontology annotation, biological process: regulation of DNA-templated transcription. The transcript has 2 exons. Lineage: Eukaryota; Viridiplantae; Streptophyta; Magnoliopsida; Poales; Poaceae. Bases 1 to 861 code for a protein of 286 amino acids. The record is from RefSeq and is a predicted model, not a curated record. Gene Ontology annotation, molecular function: protein dimerization activity; DNA-binding transcription factor activity.